Entamoeba invadens IP1 is the source of this 1584-nucleotide messenger RNA. RefSeq lists its product as hypothetical. The record is from RefSeq and is a predicted model, not a curated record. The transcript has a single exon. The coding region runs from base 1 to 1584 and encodes 527 amino acids. Lineage: Eukaryota; Evosea; Mastigamoebida; Endamoebidae.
AUGCUCAACACACAGAAGUCGUUUUCUGACACAUUAGCAACAACCCUCAUUGAAAAAGUAAAGGACUUUGAAAACAAAAGAUUCAGAGAAGAGCUUAGCAAGAACUCGUACCGCAAAAAGGAGAUGACAUUUCGUCUUAGUGUCAACAAUAAUUAUCUCAAGAGUACCGACUCGGCUCUUUCAAAGUUGGACCAAUAUCCAAUAUUAAGUGAUGACUCCUCCAACUCAAAACAAAACAAAGAUGAAUUCUCAACAGACUCUGUGUUACUCGAAGACAAUAUUUUAGAAUUUGCUAUAGAGAAAGAACACAAGAUUGAUCAAGACAAAGACAAUUUAAUUAAUGAAAACAAAGAAAUCGAAGAUCACAACACCGAAUUAAAAAUAUCUGAAAAUUCGGAAGUUCUUAUUGAAAAGGAACACCCAAUUUCUAUCAAGAAAAAUACCAAUGAAAAUUCCAAAGCCAUUCCAAACGAAAUUGUUAAAAAAGAAGAAAAGACUACAACAAAAAUGAAAGAUGUGAAUGUUAAAAAGUCUGACAAAUGUGACAAUGACAGCAUCAAAAAUAUUCAAAACGUUCAAAGUGACGAGAAUUUUGACGCCAUUCCAGACAUCGACCUCCAACCAAAACAUGUCGAUAAUCCAUACUUCCCACAAAUACCUUUCUUCAAGCUUAAAAACCAAGAUAAAAAAACGAACAAUAGUUUAUCGAAAAAUGAGAUCAUAACUAUAGACGCAAGCAAUGAAACGGAUGUAAUGUCCCAUACCCCACAGACACGUAAUAAACUCGUCAAAAAGAUAAAAAUCUCAAAAAUUCAACCGAUUCCUCAAAAAACAAAAACGCCAUCAGUCGUUAAUGAAGUCAAAGAAUCGACACAACCUGCAUACAAAACACCUUUUUCUCAUUCAGAAAGCAAUAUGGAGAGUCCAUCAAUUAAAGUCGAUAAACAUGAGAGUGAUAAAGAGACAAAGAGUUCACAAAAGACGCAGAAUUUGUUACCAACAACAACAUUUAAAACGGAGAAGUCUACUGAAAUGGGAAAAGGCGAGAAAAAGGAUAUUUUAAACUUCAUAGAAAAGGUGCAGAUAGAAAAAUGGAGCUCUUGUAAACUCGACAAAGUACUUUUUGAUACAUCUGUGGACUCCGCUGAAAAAUCUGCAAGUCUUUUACACACCCGUUUUGAAGACGUUGAGAAAUCAGUCUUUUUGAUUGAAGACGACCAACUCAAUUUGUUUGGCGGAGUCACAACAAAGAAGAUCAAACUUGACGAAUUUGUUGAUGACAAAAACGCCUUUUUGUUUUCUCUGAGAUCGAAUGGGCGGCUGGGUUCUCCAAUGAAAUUUGACAUGAAGAAGAGUGAGAGUGAAACGGCGAUAUUUGUUGGUGGAGAGUCGAGUUUUAAACUUUUCAAAUUUGGUGAUGGAGAUGUUGAAGUUGGGAAGAUGUUGAUCCGAAAGAAUGUUGGAGUGUGGAAUUGUAUACUUGGACAGUCGAGUUAUGAAUAUGGGAAAGUGAGGCGUGCAUUGACGGGGACAACAAAGUCGAAAUUGAAGCGGAUCUCUGUUUACAAACUCGUUGAUAAAUAA